AUGGUGGUCUCUCUGCAAGUGGAGCAGCAUGGAGAACUUGGGACUGCAGCAUGGCUGAGCCUUAGCAGCAUUUCAUCAGCCCUAGGCCCAGGUGCUGCCUGCAAGCGAGAGCUGAUUCCGCUUUCUGGUGAUCCCUGUAUAGCUGCAGCAAGAUCCUACCCAACAAAUGGUGCUCAAUAUGUACAUGGUCAAGAUUGGAAAAUCAUACCCAAAUUCUAUUGUUGUCCAAUUGAAGGGUACCCUAGAGGUCUCGGAAGAUCAUUUUCUCAGUUUUCUCUCGUAAAAGAGCACUUUUUGAAAAUGCAUGCUGAGAAGCAGCAUAAAUGCAAUGAGUGCAGCAGUGCCUAUUGUACAAAGUUAAACUUGAUAAGGCAAACAGAAGAAUGUUGCAAGACAUUCCAGUGCACAUGCCACUGUCCCUCCAGCAGAACAACAUUACAGUCUCACAUUUGGUAUGAGAUCCCUGCAGAACAUAGAGAUCCACUUAUUAAAAGCAAUGGAAACUACCAACAAAACCAGAAGUUAUCUAUUAAGACCAUUGAACCAGUGAGCACCCAAUUAACCCCUCAAUCAAAUGCUCAAGAACUAUAAACUUCAGAUAUAAAAUUAAUAACCUCUUUUGUAGGUUCAUGCAGCUUUAAUGCCAUAUAGCAGAGUGUCACAACACCUCUGAGAUAUCCUAAGAUGGUUCUACCAAAGACCAAAGUGGCUCUGGUUAAACUUCCUGUGCCUUUCUUUUGCCUACCUCUGACUCUUUGCCUGAGCCUGUGGCAGUUCGGUUAGAAUUAGGACUCUACCGCAGGUCCUUGGUACUUGGAGCCCUUAACAGUAGGAACCCUAAGCCUUUGCCAAGAGUCAGAGGCUUGCUGUCUUAAAGAGAGCAUACCUCUAAAAAUUAUAAAUCCUGUUGUUGAGCCAGUAAGUACCAGCAUUGAAAUGAACUUUGUUAAAAUCUGUAUAAUGUUUUAUAUGAAUACAUAUCAAAAGAAUGGUAUUUCUUCAAUCAAUAUACAGAUGGAUCUGUCCUAUGCCUCAUAAAACCUUAUACCUUCUGCACAGUGGUUUGGCCUUGACUCCUCCAUGUCAUUUUGUUCUCAGACUUAUCUGUCACUUGGUUCUCAAGAAUCCCUUUUCAUUAGUAUUUAUACCCAGAUGCUUCUGAACAUUUCUGUGGUAACUUUAUCUAUAGCUUCUCAGAGUGAUGUGUUUAUGGACCCUUGUUAUCAGCCUGGUGGUAUCUCCAGAGAAACCCAGACCAGUUGGAUGCAAACUCCUGCAGAAGGCCAAGUACAGAGGGGAAAAGCUAGAAUGUACAGAGACAUUUUUGAGAGUGUACUUUCAUCUCACAGUGUUCCUGCAGACAAUUUUAUAAGCAGCAGCUUAGUAGCAGAGACAGUUACUCAUAGUUUGUUAACUCAGAAUGAUCCUAAGACUUUAAAUCAACAUAUUGAGAAAUCUGCUCCAAUUUGGGGCUUCAAUGCACAGAAUAGUAUGCUUCCUUCACAGAACAUGACAGAUAAUCAGACCCAAGCCAUAGAAUUAUUAAGUGAUUUAGAAAACAUCUUCUGAAGUAAUCUGCCUCAUCAGACAUCGGAUAUGUGGUUUUUGUCUGAUGCAAAUGGUGGGCCUGACACUCAGAUGCCAUCUGGCCAAAUCCAGAAUCCUGAAAUAGGUUUUGAUAUUGAAGAAUUCUUCCCAGCUUCAAAUAUCCAGACUGAAACUGAACAUAGUGAAUUUAGCACUGGGAACACUGAGCCAGUCUUGGAAUCACUGGACAUAGAGAUUCAUACUCACUUCUUAAUUUCAGACUCAUCUGCCCAGCCCUAUGGUUGCAGGGCAAAUUCUCACUUCCUAGGCCUUGAGAUAUUUGACACACAAAUGCAGACAGACUUAAACUUUUUAGACAGUAGUGCUCAUCUGCCCCUUGGCAGCAUCCUGAAACACUCCAGCUUUUCCAUGGGCAAUAAUUCAUCUGACACAGAGACCCAGAUUGAAGGACUCUCCUCUGCUCCAAACCUAUCUGAUCUGGGUUCAUUAAAUAGUACAGAAACACAGAACAAGUGUUCAAGUUUUGAAACCCUGGAUAGCUGGUUCUUCACCAUCAAUAAAACUCAGACAGCAAUGGAUGACUUUCUUCUGGCCAACUUCUCCUGGAACAUGAUGAAGUCCCUGUUCAGCUCUGCAGAAAUUCAGAUGUGUCCCUACCCGCACACAAUCUCCAACUCUAAAUAUAAAGUCCACAUAGGAUGGUGCUUACCAUUUCCUUCCAGAUGUAGAAAAUUGUGA
Messenger RNA from Ictidomys tridecemlineatus (thirteen-lined ground squirrel), 2286 nucleotides. NCBI's taxonomy places the organism in Eukaryota, Metazoa, Chordata, Mammalia, Rodentia, Sciuridae. The record is from RefSeq and is a predicted model, not a curated record.